Molecule: messenger RNA, 1407 nt
Organism: Penicillium robsamsonii
Lineage: Eukaryota; Fungi; Ascomycota; Eurotiomycetes; Eurotiales; Aspergillaceae
Exons: 1
Coding region: 1-1407 (468 amino acids)
Source: RefSeq, a predicted model, not a curated record
AUGCUCGAGAAUGGCUGGCAGCAAGUGCACACCUACGCUGACCAUCUGGGUCACCGUGUGGUGCUCGAACAGUUCGUCGGGCUAGACUUCUCUCCAGACCCCGACGACCUGGUUCCCAUCCAGGUCUACAGCCUUGUCUCCCUGGAUGACAACCACAAACAGCUCCGGAAGUACCUGAUGCAAAGUUUCUGGGACGACGAGGUCAAGCCUUUGUUCGAGGUUUAUUCAUACUGCCCGCCCGACCCCUUUGCCUGUAUUGAGCAUAACCGCCGUGAAAUCGCUCGCCGCAAGCAGCAACACCGGUCAGGGGUCGAGAAUCCACCCCCGCUGAUUCCGCAAUUCACCCGUCCUAGUAACUACUCGACUGUUGGGUUUUGUGUCCUACUACGAUCGCACAGCUAUCGACUGGGCUAUACCGAGGACUCGGACUCGCUUGCUAAGGUGGGCGAAGGCCCGGAUUUACUCUACUUCAACCGCUCGUUUUCUAGCACGCGUGGUGAUGUUGACGAGACGCAGAGCUUAUCUGAGUCUGAGAACGAGAAUCUCUCUCCAGAGGCAUUUGAGUUAGCCACCGAGCGCAUUAUGAACCAGAUUGACAUCGGUCAGAUUAUCAUAAUCGAUAUCUUUAAUAACGCCGGUCGCCCCGGGCUGCAAUACGCCUUAGAUAUAGACGAGGGUGAGCCUCCUAACUCGAAUCUGCCAUCAGAAGAGCAGAUUCGCGAUCAGCUAGGCCAGGAAACUUCAGUUGGCGGCUUCUCUCUUGAUCCGGCAUUCCAGAUUUCUCAGGAUGCCGACAUUAUAACAGUCACCAAUACUCCUAAGGGAAACGUCCCUGAUAUGCAAUACCUUAUCCAUGCGCUUUUUCUCAGCUCUAUCCGAGACACAGCAGGGUCCCCCCUUUUAGAAAGCACAGCGCGCCUCUUCACUGCGUCAAUUGUCUCCCAUCUCCCAGCCAAUAAAACACUCACUCUUAAAUUCUUCAUCCCAAAGUCCUCUUCCUGGUCAGCCAUCCACUCUGCCCAAACCGAAGUUCUCGAAGUUCUCGAAGUUCAAUCCCACCAAACCCAAGGAGAGGAUCGAGCAGAUCCCUUCCCUAUCGGCGCCCUGAACACCUUCUCCGUAGGCGACGAACAAUCCCCCAGCGCAUACCGUACCAUCCGCCAAGAACCCCAAUAUUUCAUCACAGCACAAGAGAUGUACCCCAUGAUCUUUCGCCUAUUCGCAAUUGUGCUCGAUCGCGCCAAGUUUGUCUCCGAGGCCGGAGUCUACUUCUACAUGGCGGACUGUGAUGCAUCCGGGGAUCCGGACCCUUACUGGCAGGACAGUCCCGAUGAUACGCAGGUUUUGCGGGGCGUGGACAUGAGUACGAUUGCCGGACGGUUGGGGAUGGCUGGUCUUGACGGGUAA